Messenger RNA from Conger conger (European conger), 5441 nucleotides. RefSeq names its product transferrin receptor protein 1-like. The transcript is spliced from 19 exons. Gene Ontology annotation, cellular component: external side of plasma membrane. Lineage: Eukaryota; Metazoa; Chordata; Actinopteri; Anguilliformes; Congridae. Gene Ontology annotation, biological process: iron ion transport; intracellular iron ion homeostasis. Bases 116 to 2467 code for a protein of 783 amino acids. The record is from RefSeq and is a predicted model, not a curated record.
GACGUGUUCAUUCUAAUAAGGAGCUCAGCUGGGAAAGGCAAGGGAGAGAAGGGCGAACCUCGUGUGGAGGGUGAAGUGAAUUGCUGAAGACAGCGCAACCAAAGAACUGGCCGCAAUGGAGUCAACAAUGGGGCAAGCACGGUCCGCAAUAUCCAAAAUACUUUGCGGAGAGGAGCGCUCCUACACGCGCUUCAACCUGGCACAGAACAUGGAGGGGGACAACAGCCAGGUGGAGAUGAAGCUGUCCACGGACGGCGACGAAGAGGCACCCAACUCCGCCGCGCAGAACCACGCCCAGAACACGUACAGCCGCCAGCCCAAGCGCCCCAGCAAGAACCUUGCCUUCAUCGUCAUCGGCAUCUUCCUCAUCUUCAUCAUCGGUUUUCUGAUUGGCUACCUGACCAACUACAGACAAGAGGCAGAUUCCGAUCACUGCACCCCCGUUACCACUGAGGCCAGCACCUGGGAGGGGCCCAAGGAAGAAGUGGUUCCAGAGCUGGACUGGAGCGACAUCCGGUCACUGCUGCAGGACAGGCUGACGGCCGAACGCUUCAGCAGCCGGCUUAGUGAUCUCUCUCAGUCUAACCAUGAGGCAGGAAGCGAGGGAGAUGAGCUUUUGGCAAAUAUAGUGCACCAGGCCUUCGAGACCUACGACAUGAGCCCUUGGAACGAUGAGCAUUUCGUGAAGAUCCAGAUCCCCCCCAGUGACUCUUCAAACGAAGUGCUGUUUGGCGAAGAGCAGAUUGGCAUACCCAAGGGAUACUUGUCAUACAGUGCUACUGGAACCAAAGAGGGCAGGGUCGUGUACGUCCACUACGGCGAACUGGGCGAUUUCGAAAACGUGACGGGCACGGGAAUUGACUUGACUGGGGCCGUCGUCCUGCUCAGAGCUGGCAAGAUCAGCUUUGCAGAGAAGGUGGCCAAUGCUGCUAAACUGAAAGCAGCUGCUGUGCUGAUCUAUCCAGACCCUGCUGACUAUACCUUUGAACCCAGCACUGAACUCUACGGCCAUGUCCAUUUGGGGUCUGGGGAUCCUUACACACCAGGGUUCCCCUCCUUCAACCACACGCAGUUCCCCCCGGUCAAGUCCUCGGGCCUACCAGAAAUUCUUGCUCAGACCAUCACCGCCAACAUGGCUGCCAAAAUCGUCCGGAAAAUGGGUGGCCUCAAUGCUCCUAGUUCUUGGUCUGAAGGGUCUUUCGUCUCAAUGUACAAACUGGGCGGUGAAAACGACACGAUCACAGUGCGAGUCAACAAUGUCCUCACGGAGAGGCGCAUUCACAAUGUUUUUGGGGCUAUUAAGGGAUUUAUGGAUUCAGAUCGCUAUGUCGUGAUUGGUGCCCAGAGGGACUCCUGGGGUCCUGGCUAUGCCAAGUCAACAGUGGGCACCAGCAUAUUGCUGGAGCUUGCCCAUGCCAUCUCAGACAUGGUGAAGAAUGGUGAUUUCCGGCCCAGAAGAAGCAUAGUCUUUGCCAGCUGGAGUGCUGGCGAGUAUGGGAGUGUUGGUGCCACCGAGUGGUUGGAGGGAUAUUUGACCAGUCUGGGUUUGAAAGCGUUUUCGUAUAUCAAUCUGGAUGGUGCUCUUACUGGGCACCAGACAUUUAAAGCCGCCGCCAGUCCGCUGCUUUACAAGUUGGUCCAGAACACAAUGAGAGAGAUGAAAAGCCCCAUCGGGGAGAAACCCGGAGAGAAGUCCCUGUAUGAGCAAGUGGCCGGGUCAGACUGGGAGCAGGCCGUGAUGGUGCCCAUGCAGCAGGACGACUCUGCCUACCCUUUCUUGGCCUUCUCCGGCAUCCCCUCAGUCUCCUUCCGCUUCGCUGAUCUCAGAGGCUCUGGAGAGUACCCCUACUUUGGUACCGUCUUGGACACCAAAGAAAAGCUGGACUAUGCCACGGACCAUCGCACAGCCCAGCUCGCUGCCUCCGCCGCCCAGUUCGCUGGCCAGAUGGCCCUCCGGCUCGUCCACGACCACCUGCUGAGGCUGGACGUGGAUCGCUACGUCCGCCACUUCCGCCUCUUCGUGGCCAAGGUCAACCGCCGCGUCUACCAGCUGAAGCAGUCUGGUGGCGUUUCCGGAACGCAGAUGGAAGCGCUGUCUGUCGAGUGGCUUAAGUCCGCUGUCGGGUCCUAUAGCCGGGCAGCCACUGACCUGGCCGUGGACAUCCAGAAUAGCGACUUGAGCGAUGUGGAAAUGUGCCGUACAAUCAACGACCGCAUCAUGAGGGUGGAGGCUAACCUCCUGUCCCCCUAUGUGUCGCCUAAAGACACGCCCUUCCGCCACAUCAAGUUUGGCUCUGGCUCCCACACCAUGGAGGCUCUGCUAGAUCACCUGAACGCCAUCCGAGAGCGCUCGCCAGACUCCGACACCGAUCUGUUCCGGAAUCAGUUCGCCCUGGCCACCUGGACCAUCCAGAGCUGCGCCAACAACCUGGCGGGCGAUGUGUGGGCAAUGAACAACGAGAUAUAAAUUACAAAACCCAUAUACCCAGCGCACAGUGAAAUGCCCUUUCUUGGUCAGUUUUGUUGGUUUCACACAUUGGAAUGCAAUUUUAAAAUUGUGACCAACUGGUGACGCCCCCAUAAUUUUUGCUCUGAAUUUUUCAGCAAGCGCUUAAAAUGCCUGUAGAAAGUUUAUUUUGAUCGUGAAAGUCUUGUACAAAAUUAAUUUGGCUGAAAACAAAAACCACAAAUGGCACAAUCAAAACUCCCAUGACCAUUAGAGGACAAAUUUAUCUGUCACAGAUAAUGGGAUUGACAUUUAAAAAAAUAGUGCCAGAAAUGGUAUGUGGCUUUCAUAUACAUAUACAUGUAAUCAAAUGGCAGAUUCAGUUGCAUGUGCAAUUAUUUCUUGUGGAGUAGUUUAAAAGAAAUGAUAGUGUUAAACUUGAAGAGUGUUCACUUUUCACAUUCACUAAACAUGCUUAUCACUGUCAUCUUGUGUUUGAAGUUCAGAAAUGUGGGAAAUGCAGAUCAGUGUGGCAUUAGUCAUGGUGCUUGCCAAUCGUUAAUGGGACAUUACUGGAUUAUAAUACAAUGUAGACCAUUGUUGGACAUGGUAGGUACACCUCAUUGAUUUAAAUUGCAGCCUUCUCCAGGCAAUUCCUGUGCUGGUAGAGCAGGUCUUUUUGUGACAAUGGCAUAAUCUUCCUAAAUUUUAGGUGCAGUUUGCCUUAAUAGUUUUUCCACAAAAUGCAGGGCAAUUAAGUGACGCUUAUUGCAUGACCACACAAUCGCAGGUGUGUGUUUAUUUACACUGUACCACAGAGUAGAGUAUCACACUCUGGGCGACUCAUUUAGUCAUUUUGUUCUCCUACCUUCACUUUUUCCUUGUUCUCCUUUCAGUUGAAUGUCAUUAAUUUGAACUGCUCCCCAUGGAAAAUUCCAGCAACUGGCCUGUGAUCUUGAAUAAGUGGACCUGGUACGAUCACUGCAUUGGUGCUAUUACAUUUCUCGUACCCAUGUAGCUCUUCACUUGUUGGAUUUGGCAUUUGUAUGUGGUUCAGGACGUUAAAAUGUUUUUUAACCUAACAAACCCAUCAUUGCCUUCACAUAUUGGCUUUUACACACAUCAAAUAAAAUCUUCAUAGAACCUCUUGGUUUAAAGCAAAGGGAUUGAACAAGAGAGGAACGUCACUGUUUGACAUUCACAAUCUAUAUUUAUUAGUUAUGUAUUUAUCAGUGACAGCGUUCACUAUAAAUAGUACCGAAAAAAUUAUUUUGUAUGAGAUUAUCGGAAGCAGUGUCUUCCAUAAUUGUGACGGUUAUACUGUCGGCUUUUAAAGCAGCAUCUGCUACAGAAAUACGUGUUACCAACAACUGUUACUAGAAACUUGUGUUCUGGCUAACGUCCAGUAGGCACUGGAGAACUUCAUAAUUGGUUGUAUUGGUUAUGGUUAUUGGCACACAAUGUAACCAAAUGUUUUCCCCACUGAGGAAAGCAAACCAAAAAAAAAAAAAAAAACACCUAAUUGGUGACAUGUAAAAAUAAAUCCACUGAAAAAAACUGUUCACAGGUCAUCGGGCUGUUUCUGGAACAAGUGAUUUGGUACAUUUUAUUUCUAAUUCUAAAACAUUAUCGGGAGCAGUGUCUUCCAUAAUGUGAAAAGUUUGACGGUAGUUUUUGCCUACCACUGUAUAUAUCGAGAGCAGUGCCUCCCAUAUUUCACUGUAGGGUGUAUGUAAUUAUCGGGAACUGCGUUUCCCAUAAUUUUUAUAUUUUUUAUUUUACAAAUUUUCUUAAUGCUUGAUAUUUGUUGUGUGUCAUGGCAACUUUUAAAUUGGCUGUGGGCUAACGGGGUUAAUUGCCUUCUUUUCUGAAAAAGAAAACUGCAUUCUUUUGCUGUCUUUGUCAUUGAGUGCUCUUCAGAAGGUCACUUAAUUUGAAUAGAGGGUAAUGUUCUUUGAUACUUCCACCAAAAUCUCAAUGCCAGGCUUUAGUGUAAUUUCGCUUCUGCUUCUGAAUUAGUUUUUCUUCUCCCAUAUACUGUAUGGCUUAUCAGUGCCUUGUGCUUCUCCUCUUGUAGAACACGUUAUAAGAAUCAUCUUACAGUUUCAGAAUUUGCUCACUUCAGUUUUUCACAUUUUUUUCCCCCAUUUUACAACUAUCUUGGAGGUCUGUCAUGUCAAAGGUAAAGGUCAAAACAUAAUACCACUAUAAAGUGACAUUACUGGUGGAUGAAGGAUGUGGCCCAUAUAAAAAUUAAGUUAUGAAAAUGCAUAAGUAGCACAGAUUAAAUGUAUUUAAAUCCCAUUCAUAGGGUUUAAUCUGAUCUGAAUAUGGACAGAUUUCUAAUAAAAGGUUCUAGCAUUUAUUUGUAUUUUUCUGUGAAUUGUGGGAACACAUGUUGGAAGGCCAGAAAUACGUAUUCAUUCCCAGAAAGCACUCAAGUGUUACUUUGAUUCUUUUAUUAGGAAUAUAAUGAAUAUCUUUGCUUAAAAUGUUAACAUGAAAAAUGAUUAAUUCUGUCAUGUUUGUAUUGCCCGUUGCAUGUCAUAUGAGCCCUGUAAUGUUUUACAAUGGGAAUUUAAACUGAAUGGUCAGGACUGCGCUGUUGUAAUCAAUUGUUCCUCAUAUUUGCAGUUGUAUGGUCUUAGUUUUUCCAUGAACUGUUGUAGAAUAUGUAAUUGUCUAUCUUUGUAGGGGUUCCUUCAAUUUCAACCUUAAAAUUAUGUUGAUUUUACUAUUCCCAUGUUGACAUUUCUCUUUUUUUCAGAAAUGCAUGCUUGUGUUCUCAUUACAAAAUUCUUUUUUUUUUUUUCAUAGUUUGGUUGAACCGCUUAUUUCUAAAAUGCUUUUUUUUCUUCAGGAUAUCUGCUAUUAAUUGAAAAUGAUUGGUGUCAAUAAGUUAUGACUGAAGAUUGAAAAAUUAAGUUUGGUGUUUGGGACUGUAAACAAAUAAAAUAAAAUCUUAUCUGUUCUGCAUUAAACCUCUAUCCAAAUA